Molecule: messenger RNA, 609 nt
Organism: Arctia plantaginis
Lineage: Eukaryota; Metazoa; Arthropoda; Insecta; Lepidoptera; Erebidae
Source: the annotation of a GenBank genome assembly
AUGAGAGCCUUAAUCCUUGUAGUUGGUGACAAAAAGAAAGAGACUAGUUCAACUGGUGGAAUGGCAGUCUCUGUUAAAACUUCAGAAUUGAUGAGACAUAGAGUAGAGUAUUGUGUACCACAGAGAACCGAACUCAUAGUUGAUGCGAUCAAGAAUAAAGAUUUCCCAAAAUUUGCUGAGAUAACUAUGAAAGACAGUAAUCAAUUCCAUGCAAUUUGUUUGGACUCAUAUCCACCAUUCGUUUAUAUGAAUGAUAUUUCUCAUUCUAUUGUUGGACUGAUUCAUAAAUACAAUGAAAUUUCUGGUAAAGUGAAGGUUGCUUACACAUUUGAUGCAGGAUCAAAUGCUUGUCUCUAUCUCCUCGAAGAAGAUGUUUCAGAAGUAAUCUCUUUGAUAAAGCAUGUUUAUCCUCCAUCAAAUUCCAAGGGUUUUGUAACUGGUCUUUCAUAUGUGGAAGAUGUAAACUCUAAAAUUCUAAAAAUGUUUCAACCCAAAGACAAAGAUUUGAUUAAGUAUGUUAUCUAUACUAAAGUUGGGGAUGGUCCAUCUGAAGUAACUGAUGGCUCUCAUCUUUUAAAUAGGGAUGGAUCACUUAUACAUUUGAUGUAA